Messenger RNA from Sciurus carolinensis (gray squirrel), 4213 nucleotides. It is a transcript of the gene Adat1, whose product is annotated as adenosine deaminase tRNA specific 1. The coding region runs from base 826 to 2391 and encodes 521 amino acids. NCBI's taxonomy places the organism in Eukaryota, Metazoa, Chordata, Mammalia, Rodentia, Sciuridae. The transcript is spliced from 10 exons. The record is from RefSeq and is a predicted model, not a curated record. Gene Ontology annotation, biological process: RNA processing. Gene Ontology annotation, molecular function: RNA binding; adenosine deaminase activity.
GGUCAGGGGCGCGCGGUGGAGAGGGUCUUAGGGCCGCUGGGUCAGGUUCUUCGGGUCUGGCUUUACCAAUUCGGUUUUGUACGGGAAGAGGUUGUGAGGACACGUGUCACGUGGGAAAGGGCCGACCCACGCCUGAAAUUUAACAGACACUGCUAAGAGGGCUCCUGUGCGGGCGAGCGCAGGCGUGUGGUCUCUGGCUAGUCGGGCGCUCAUGUUGUUCUUACUUCACGGCGUCAGUGCCUUGCUGUCUUCGUCUUGCAUAGCCCCUUGGCCGCGCACUUAGCAAGGGGCUAACGAACAGUAGGCUCCCCCUCCACUAAAUCCAGCAAAAGCUCCCCUUGUACCUGACUUGAUUUUUCUUUGAAAAAGAAGAGGGUUUUUCAGCUUGUCGCAGCUUUUACGUGAUGCGUCCUUGUGGGCAAGGAAACGUCUAUUUAACUGAGCUGUUGUUUUAUAUGAAGGGAUUUUUCAAGUUCUGGAAGGGAUGCAAACUUGAAUUAAAAUGGACCCAUUAAAACUUUGAUUCCCUUCAGCAACUGCUCAUGUUCAUUCAGAGUCAGCUGAGUGAGAUGAUGUAGUUUGUGCUGCUUUCAUGGAGUCAUCGUGUCUUCCGACAAAUUUCACCUUCUUUGACUGUCUUAGUUUGUGAUGUUCAUCUCUGCAUUUAUUUCAGGUCGAUGGCAAGAUACCCUUCACAAAAUAUACUGCUUGUGAUGCCUCCCUGGAAAUGACAGGGGAAAGUCCCCUCCAAACGAAAGAUUUAGGAUUUUCCAUGCUUUUCUUUGCUUCUAGAGGUUCGAGACUUCUUGCCGGGCGCUGUGGCGCAUGCCUGUAAUUCCAGCAGCUGGGGAGACUGAGGCAGGAGGAUCAGACUCAGCACCAGCUCCAACCAUGUGGACCCCAGAUGAGAUUGCUCAGCUGUGCUAUGAGCACUAUGGGAUUAGGCUGCCUAAGCAAGGGAAGCCAGAACCAAACCGUGAAUGGACAUUAUUGGCAGCUGUAGUGAAGAUACAGUUUCCAGUUUACCAGCCCAGUGAUACUCCUGAUAAGCCAGUGCAAGUGAUAAAGGAAGUUGUCUCAAUGGGAACAGGAACGAAAUGCAUAGGCCAAUCCAAAAUGAGGAGGAGCGGAGAUAUCCUCAAUGAUAGCCAUGCUGAGAUUAUAGCCAGAAGGAGUUUUCAAAGGUACCUUCUCUAUCAGCUCCAGUUGGCAGCUACCCUGAACAAGGAGAGUAUCUUUGUCCCAGGAACUCAAAGAGGACUGUGGAAACUCAGACCAGACCUCUUUUUUGUGUUUUUCUCCAGCCAUACACCCUGUGGGGAUGCCUCCAUCAUUCCAAUGCUUGAGUUUGAAGAACAGCCUUGCUGUCCUGUCAGCAGAGGUCAGGACAACAGUUUAACCUUAGAAGCCAAUGGUAACCUGAAGACUUCUGAAAAUGAAAGGAAAUGUGAAGACCCUGACAGUCCUGUAACCAAAAAGAUGAGACUUGAACCUGGAACUUCUGCCAGGUUCUUCACCAAUGGUACAGCACACCACGGCAAGGAAGAAAGUGGCCCAUUUGCACCAGGUGUCAGUGACUCAAACCUCACUGUAAAGAGACUGGCUACUGUCACCUGUGUAGCUCCCAGAAGUGCCACAGUAGUGGACAUUUAUAGAACUGGAGCCAAGUGUGUGCCUGGAGAAGCUGAAGACUUAAGGAAGCCAGGCGCUGCAUAUCACCAGGUGGGUUUGCUCCGAGUGAAGCCGGGCCGGGGAGACAGGACUUGCUCCAUGUCAUGCAGUGACAAGAUGGCCCGAUGGAAUGUCCUUGGAUGCCAGGGUGCACUGUUGAUGCAUUUCCUGGAAGAGCCCAUCUACCUGUCAGCUGUGGUCAUCGGGAAGUGCCCAUACAGCCAGGAAGCCAUGCAGAGAGCACUGAUUGGGAGGUGUCAGAAUGUCUUGGCUUUACCCAAAGGCUUUGGAGUUCAAGAACCAAAAAUACAGCAGUCAGGUUUACUGUUUGAACAGAGCCGCUGUGCAGUACAGGCAAAAAGAGCUGACAGUUCCAGCCGACUUGUUCCAUGUGGGGCAGCUAUCAGCUGGGCUGCAGUUCCUGAGCAGCCAUUGGAUGUUACUGCUAAUGGCUUUCCACAGGGAACAACAAAGAAAGGAAUCAGAAGUCUUCAGGCCAGAUCCAGAAUCAGCAAAGUGGAACUCUUCAGAUCAUUCCAGAAGCUGCUGAGCAGCAUUUCAGAGGACAAGUGGCCAGACUCCCUCAGGUUGCAGAAGCUGGACACCUACCAGGAGCACAAGGAAGCUGCAUCUGCUUACCAGGAAGCUUGGAGUGCACUCCGGAAGCAGGCCUUUGGAUCCUGGAUCAGAAACCCAUCAGACUAUCACCAGUUUAAAUGAGGAAGAAAAGUUUUUAGAAGAUCUGCUGGUAGCAGGACUCUUCAUAUUAACUGCCUCUUCCUUCAUGCUGGAUAAUCCUUAAGCUUUUCUGAUGGCUAAAUUAAACAAACAAACAAAACUUCUCUCAGAGGACUGGAUCUCUUUUUGUAUAAUAUAGAUGAAAUCUAGAACAUAGCAAUAUAUUCUUGAUUGAGAGCUGAAGUAGCUCUCUGCUAAAGUGGUAUCUCACUGAUGACCUGGGUAUCUGACUUCACUUAUGUUUUAUUGCUUCUCUAAAAUACCGAAUUAGAGUUUGGAACAUGCUGCUUUGAAAGUACUCUCCAGCAGCUCUGCUUUAUGUGUUCCUACAUUGAUUCAGAAAGUAUUUAUUAGACUGAAAUGAUGUUUAAUAUCUGCAAGUUUUACAGCUUCAUCAGGUAUAGAGAACAUGAAUUUUGUAUUCCCAACCUUUCUUCCUUUGGGGAGCCAUCCUUUUCCCAGUCUUCAGCAGUCCCAACUUGGUUGAAACUAACUGGACUCCCCAGCUCAGGAACGAGACUGUGAGCCAACUCUGGACAACCCUGUUUUCAGCUUUGUUAAUAAGAAAGAUUCUGUUUUGGUCAGAGGUGUGAGGACCACAUAAUCUUGGAACUGUGGAUGGCCAACUUUUCCUACCAGGUAGAGACAGCCGGUGAAGGAGGAAAGCAGCAAAGAACGAAGCAGCCGGGAGGACCAAAGCUCUAGGAACAUGGUUUGAAUGCCUGAAGCCAGCACCCACCCUGGACCCCAGUUCUGUGUCACAGAUUCCUGUUGCUUUGAUUAAGUCUGUUGGCAUUUGGUUUUCUGACAGCUAAAAGUUCUGUCUAAAAGACCACAAGUCCCUAUAACAAAUCAGCAACAGACCUAGCAGCCAAUCCUGUUUGACUGAUAUCUAAUAUUUAGAUCUCAACUUCUUACCUUGAAUAAUGGACUGAAAAUAUAAGCUGUCCAUGUUGGGGUCCCUCAAGGUUGGCGUUUUUAGUAACUUUAAAUAUUUCUUAACAGUUUUAUUGAGCUGUAAUUAACAUACCAUGAAAUUUAUCCACUUAAGGAUCCACAGAGUUAUGCAGCCAUCAACCUUAGAACAUGUUCAUCAACUCUAAAAAGCAACUUCAUGUUAGUUUUCAAGGACUUUAUAAUAAAGUACCACAAGCUGCAUGGCUUAACACAACAGAAAUCAUUGUCAUUUCUGAAAUCUAGAAAUCCAAAAUCAAGGUGUCAAAAUUGAAUGGGACUCAUGUUCCCUCUAAACCUAGGGAAGGAUCCUUCCCUGCUUCUUCCUUGGCACUGCUCUCCCAACAGUCCUUGGCAGUCCUUGGCUUAUAGCUGCCUCAGUCUUCACACAUCCUCUUCUCUUUGUGUGUCUUUACCUGCCCCUCUAAGAACUCCAGUCAUGUGAUUUAGGACCCUCCUAAUCCACUCUGAUCUCAAUGAACUACAUCUGCAAAGACCUUAUUUCCAAAGUCAAAUUCUUAGGUUCCAGAUGGACAUGAAAUUUGUGGGGGACACUAUUCAACCUAUUAUAAUACCCAUUAGCAGUCAGUCCUCAUUUUCCCUCAACACCCACUUCUUCCCCCUCUGGCAACCAAUAAUCUAUUUUCUUUCUAUGGAUUUUCCUGUUCUGAAUAUUACAUUUAAAUGGAAUAGUACAAUAUGUGGUCUUUUGUGACUGGCUUUUUUCACUUAGCAUUAUGUUUUCAAGAUUCGUCUUGUAGCAUAAAUCAGUACUUUUACUCCUUUUUAUGAAAUAAAAAUAUUUAGUUGUAUGGAUAUAUCAUGUUUUUUACCUAGCCAUUAGUUGAUG